Messenger RNA from Pyricularia pennisetigena, 756 nucleotides. RefSeq lists its product as uncharacterized. The record is from RefSeq and is a predicted model, not a curated record. The coding region runs from base 1 to 756 and encodes 251 amino acids. Gene Ontology annotation, molecular function: acetolactate decarboxylase activity. The transcript is spliced from 2 exons. Lineage: Eukaryota; Fungi; Ascomycota; Sordariomycetes; Magnaporthales; Pyriculariaceae. Gene Ontology annotation, biological process: acetoin biosynthetic process.
AUGGCUCAACCAAGUAAUGAAUUAUUUCAAUAUUCAAUCGUGAGCUCUCUCAUGGACGGCGUGGCCUCAUCAGGCAUGCCAGUUGUUGAUCUACUCAAGCAUGGCGACAUGGGCCUGGGCACGUUCAAACACAUGGUCGGCGAAAUGAUCAUGCUGGAUGGAGCCAUGUUCCAGAUGAAGUCUGACGGGACGGUUGUUUCCAUCUCACCCAGCGUCGAGGCAACCACCAACGACGAUGGGACGCAACCCAUGAUUUCGCCCUUUGCAACCGUCACCCGCUUCGAGCCGACGGCCCACGACCCAUCAGCCAGCUUCUCCAGCAAAGAGUCCCUGGCGAAGAAGCUGUCGGAGAUGCUGCCCGGCACCCGCAACAUCUUCAUGGCCUUCCGCGCCGAUGGCGUCUUCAACCUCACCGUGCGCACCGCCGGCGGCCAGCAAUGCUCCCGGGAACCGCUCGUGACCGUGGCAAGCAGACAGACCACGCACACCUUUGAGAAUGAAAGGGGCACGAUUGUUGGAUUUCGCUCGCCUAGCUUCUCCCACGGCAUCAGUGUCGCCGGUGACCACAUCCACUUUAUCAGCGACGAUCGCAAGCGUGGCGGCCACGUCCUCGCCUUGAACACCGAGGAAGGCUCUGUCAGACUUGGGGUUGCUCCGAUCUCCAAAGUACAUCUGCAGCUCCCAGUCGAUGACCAAGAGUACAACGACGCAGAGUUGAAACUUGACAGUGAGGGUAUUAAUUCUGUAGAGGGCUAG